CCUGGAGCGGCGGCGAAUGACGCAAGGCGCAUUGGUUAAUAAGGCUUCGUGCAGUGUGAAACCGGAGCGCCAUGGCGGCGGGGUUCCUUCUCUGUGUAGCCUGGUAUUUCACUAUUCUUGCUGGUUUUUAUAUUUUGUAUUGUCCUGUUAUAUACUUAAUGUUCUUAAACUACAAGCUGUAUAGAACAAUUGUUGACUCACUGUUUGCUUUGUGGGAGCUGUACCCAGUGGCGUUAUUCCAAUGUUGUUUUAAUACGCAUCUACACCACUCAGGCGAUUAUGUUGAUCCCGAUGAAAGUACUAUUAUUAUAAUUAAUCAUCGUACACGUGUUGAUUGGAAUUAUGUAUGGAUGGCUCUGUAUCAUGCUACUCAACAACCGGAAAAAUGUAUUUGCAAGGAAAAAGUCAACGGUAAACAACACAGAACAGAAAGGGGUUUAUUGGAUGUUGGAGGAAAGUCAAAGACAAAGUUUGUCCUGAAGGAGGAGAUUAAGAACAUUCCUGGAAUGGGUUGGAUAAUGCAGCUAAACUAUUGUCUGUACGUCAAGCGGGCGUGGCAGGAGGAUCAGCUUGGUCUCUUUCAAUUCGUGGAUUAUUAUUCUCGAAUGCGGUAUCCAUGCAGGAUUGUACUUUUUCCAGAGGGUACUGAUCUCAGUGAAGAUAAUCGCCGUAAAAGCCAUAAAUUUGCUGCAGUUAAUAACUUGCCGAAAUACGAAUUCGUCCUCCAUCCUCGCACGAAGGGGUGGGCAGCGCUGUGUUCGAGCCUCCGCUCUAACCUCACAUCGAUUUAUGACGUUACUGUGGCCUACGACACUCCCGCGCAGACGGAAGCUGAUCUACUGCGUAAUAAAAUCCCGAAGCAUGUGUACUUUCAUUUUAAACGAUAUUCCAUUGAUAACUUACCAUUAGAAGAAGAACACCUAAAAACUUGGCUCAACGAGAGAUGGAGUGAAAAAGAAGUAAACCUUAAGAAAUUUCAUACCGACGGGAAUUUCACAGAUCUUUCAUCUAACAAAUCAUGUGCGGAUAGAGAACCAAGAGCGCUACACGCUGCAAAACUAGCUUUUAUUUUUUGGACACUAGUUGACAUUUUGUUUAUGUACUUGUUAAUUUAUAGUGCAGUGUUUCAGUUUUGGGUAAUCUACAAUUGUCUCUUGUUUGUCUCAGUCACAUGGUACUUAGGAGGAUUUCAUAACAUUCAAUAUAAAUUAUUACAAAAAAAUAAGACUAAACAUUAGAACAGCAUAGUGCUAGGUAACUUAUCAUCAGUCUGUGAAUGAUGCCUAUAAUACAUAAAUAAGUAAUAGUUCUGUUAUUAUUGGUUUUAUAUUAUGGGUACAUUUGUAG
Messenger RNA from Hyposmocoma kahamanoa, 1347 nucleotides. RefSeq names its product lysocardiolipin acyltransferase 1-like. The transcript is spliced from 6 exons. Lineage: Eukaryota; Metazoa; Arthropoda; Insecta; Lepidoptera; Cosmopterigidae. Gene Ontology annotation, cellular component: endomembrane system. The record is from RefSeq and is a predicted model, not a curated record. Gene Ontology annotation, molecular function: acyltransferase activity. Bases 72 to 1238 code for a protein of 388 amino acids.